UAAGACAAUUUUCACGAAAUUGGGAAAAAAAUUGUCAGGACUUGAAAUUUUACCGGUGAUGCCGGAAACCAACCAAAGGAAUUGAACGUGGAUCGUCCCUAAAUUGCGUUGUCAAUUUGUUUCACCACAUGAAAACUAACGAAUGCACAGAAAGUAAUGCAGAAUUCAGAUGCCAUUUUAUUUCUAUAGCAUCUUUCGCGCGUACUUAUCAAUGUGACAGAAUGCAGUGUACAAACAAUGCUCUCAUCACGCAGUACUUUCAGUGCUUGUUGAUUUAAGUGAACUAAAUUGUGUGCGACACGUAAUAGAAUAUGUCCCUCUCCAACGUUGGAAGCUCACUAACGGGAUUACUAAAGGCCCACCCUGGACUUCAGCUACUCGUUGAUCGCAAUUGUGUUGUUCGGGCGGACAAUGUUGCAGCCGAUGGCAAAGUGAAGUUGAUUUCAGGCGGCGGUAGUGGUCAUGAACCAGCCCAUGCCGGAUAUGUAGGUAGAGGAAUGCUGACCGCAGCUGUAUGUGGUGAUAUAUACAGUUCACCCUCGGUUACCGCCAUACUGGACUGUUUGAGAUCGGUGGCUAGCUUUAAAGAUAGUGUAAUUUUUAUAGUUAAAAAUUACACUGGUGAUCGAUUAAGCUUUGGGAUGGCACUUGAAAGGGCACAAGCUGCGAUGGGUUUCGAAAACCUAAGGAUGUUAUUGGUGGGUGAGGAUUGUGCUAUUGAAGAUAGCAAUAUUCGGAAAUCUGUUGGAAAGAGAGGCUUGGCCGGUGUUGUCCUGGUUCACAAACUGUUGGGUGCUAUGGCCGAAAAAGGUUGUGACAUUGAAGAGAUAUACAAUUUUGGAGAACGUUUGAUACAGGGAAAUUUCGUUGCAACGAUUGGAUUCACUUUUGAUCUGAAAGAUGAUACUUUGGAGAACAUUGAAAUCGGAAAAGGCAUCCACGGUGAACCAGGUGUGUACACUAUGAAAGCAUGCAAGGAUUUUAGUAGUAUCAUCGAUUUUGCCAUCGCCAAACUGACCAAUCGAGUUUCGAAGGCAGCCGAUGUUGUGCUUUUAAUCAACAACCUCGGGGGAACUUCGGAAUUUUUGAUGGGAAUAUUUGUGAACAGUUUAGUUGAAAAAAUCAAACCAGUUUAUUCAGUUCGCCGAAUAUAUUGUGGAACAUUUUUAUCAUCACUAAAUCAAGCUGGCAUUUCAGUUACAGUUCUUAACCUUGGCUACUCUCAAAAAAUAUUGGAAUACUUGGACUUUGCUGUUAACACUCCAUCAACACUUUUUGGAAAGUCUGAUGCAGCAUAUCUACCAAUAUCAACUACUAUUUACAUUGGUAUACCUGAACCACUAGUGCCAUUAAAUAUCUCGAACAUGUAUACAAUCAGCGAAGACUUGGGUGUCAAGCUUGCUUCAACCAUACUAAACUUUGUUUGUGAAGCGCUAGUUUCUUGCACAAGUAUGCUGAACAUCAUCGAUAGAGAAGCUGGGGAUGGUGAUACCGGAACUACCAUUGGAAAAGGGUCCGGUGCAAUCUUGGAGCAAUUAAACGCGGGCAAAUUAGACCUAGCCCAUCCAAGACAUCUAUUGCAACAAAUAAGCAUAAUCCUGCAGCAAGAUAUGGGAGGCUCAUCGGGUGCCUUGUACAGCCUAUUCUUUCAAGGUGCCUCAACGGUUUUCACAUACCCUGCCGAAGGUAACCAAACCGUUUCCAUUGCUCACUGGAGUCGUGCAUUAUGUGAAGGAAUCGACACAAUAGUUAAGUAUGCCCUCACGGAAAUCGGCGAUCGCACAAUGCUUGACGCACUCAAAGAAGGCGAGCAAAGGCUUGCGUCGUCCGUUAGUCAGGGACUACCGGUGUUGGACUGCGUGGAAAGCUUUACCAAAGGUUGCGAGGAAGCAGCUCGGAAGACUCAGCAGAUGGUUGCCAAGGCAGGCCGUGCGUCAUACGCUGCUUCAUCAGCAACGCCGAUAGUCUAUAAGUAUCCCGAUCCAGGGGCACAUGCUGUUUCGAUUUGGGCUCGCGCAUUGUUUGAAGCAUGUAAACAAGUGCUAGUUUAAUAAACAUAUCUCACAAUUAA
Molecule: messenger RNA, 2071 nt
Organism: Topomyia yanbarensis
Lineage: Eukaryota; Metazoa; Arthropoda; Insecta; Diptera; Culicidae
Product: PTS-dependent dihydroxyacetone kinase 1, dihydroxyacetone-binding subunit DhaK-like
Exons: 2
Coding region: 312-2051 (579 amino acids)
Biological process (GO): glycerol catabolic process
Cellular component (GO): cytosol
Molecular function (GO): glycerone kinase activity
Source: RefSeq, a predicted model, not a curated record